UUAACCGGAAGUAACAAUGUUGACGUGUGCUUGACACUUCCGCCACGAAAGACGUCCUCCUUUGGUCACGAUUGUGUGGUUAUUUUCGCCGACUCAACCUGACUGGAUUAUAAUUAUUUGACUUAAUCCCCAAAUGGAAACUUUGAUUUUCUCCCGUAGUAAUCCCAUCAGUUGUUAAAAAUUCCGCCUAAAAGGAAAAAGCGUUCUGUCCCCUCUUUUGGGAUUUCAACAGACGUGUACAAUAGCCAUCCAGAGGAUCUAGGGGCGGCCCUAUUCCGGGAGUCAUUUGACUUCAACUCCGAGCCACCUUGGGAUCCUAGCUGAUAGUGGAAGAGUUCACCCAAGGACUCAUCCAUUUUGCUGCAUAAGCCUAGGACCCAGUGGCUCGAGAGGGAGCGAGCAACAUCACUUCGGACCACCCAUAUUCUUUAUGCCUGUCGGACACACAGAACACGGUUGAGAGGAUGAAAGGAAUCUCAGAUGAACCACAGUUUUCAGUGAGCCUUCUGGAAGGAGGCACAUCUCUGUGUGAUGUGAUAGACAAUCACAUUUAUGAGCAAACUUUGUCUGAGAAGAAGGCGUUCUUUGUCGCCGACCUAGGAGUUGUAAUGAGGCAGCACGUUCGCUGGCGAACACACUUGGCCCAAAUUCGUCCCUUCUAUACUGUCAGAUGUAACAGCAGCCCAGGUGUUAUUGAAGUACUGGCGGCUCUUGGCGCUGGCUUUGUAUGCAACGACCAGUCUGAACUUGAGCUAGUGCAGAGCCACGGUAUUCCCUCAGAAGACAUAAUCUACAGUGGAGUUUGCAAACGGGUGUCUCAAAUUAAGUAUGCUGCAAAGAAUGGCAUUGACCUCCUGAUGUGCGAUAAUGAAGCAGAGCUGCGCAAGAUUUCACGCUUCCAUCCGAAUGCCAAGCUUCUAAUUCAAGUGUCAACGGAAGCAUCAAGGCAGGACAGCGAGUUCAGCAUGCCAUUUGGCUGUUCCCUCAAAGACUGUCGACAUCUACUGGAGAGCGCCAAACAGUUGGGUGUACAGGUGGUUGGGGUCAGAUCCCUCAUUUCCUACAGCUGCGAGGAGGACAAAGUAUACACAAAUGCAAUUGCUGAUGCUCGCUGUGUUUUUGAUAUGGCGGAGGAAAUUGGAUUUAACAUGAAAAUCUUGGACUUUGGAGAUGGCUUUGGUGGCUCGAGCACCCAGCUGGAAUUGAUCAAAAAUGCAGUCAUGCCUAUGGUGGACCUAUACUUCCCCCCGCUUUCUGGAGUUAGCAUCAUUGCCGAGCCUGGCAGCUACUUUGUGUCCUCUGCUUUCACCUUGGUCGUCAACAUCAUCUCCAAAGAGGUGGUGGCGCGGGAUCAAGAUCAAACACAUGAUGAUCCAUCUCCCAAUGAUGAGCCAGAGUUUCACUACCGCAUGAAUGAAGGAGUGUAUGGACCAUUUGCUUGUAAACUCAUUGAUUUGGACAUCACUGCUCCAACUGUUCAUAAGAACACCCGUCUGGAUGCGCCCUUGUUCAGCAGCAGCCUGUGGGGCCCCUCUGGUGAUGAUCUGGACCAGGUGAUGGAGCACUGCAUGCUGCCUGAGCUCAACAUUGGAGACUGGCUCGAGUUCAGCCACGCAGGGGCCUGCUCUCUGGGCCAGCCUCUUUGCACCUCAGACUCGGCCACUCCACCUGUAUUUUAUGUUGUCUCCUGUAGAGACUGGUAUGAGAUGCAGGACACCGGCGUCACACAGGCAGUACUGAAGAACUUGUCGUUGGUCCCCUAUUUUUUUAAUGGCCGCCAAACAGAAGCAGCACUCUCUAUCCCAGCUUAGCUGUCACCGGGCAUUUAAUGGGUUCUGCUGCUUAUUCCUAACAUGAUAAAUUGAACCAUUGCUGCACAUCAUUGUUGGAGUCACUGGGACAAGACUGGAUUUACUUCUCAAUCAUCAGCAUCCUGGGCUUUAUGUGGUUAAAAUAGUAGUCUGUCAUGCAACAAAAUGGAUGACUCCUUUAUCAUAGACUACUUUUUAUGCUCGUAAAAAAUUAAAAUAUAUAUUGGGGAAAGAAACACUUGAUAGUCUUGUAAGCAAUUUAUUUAAAGCUUAACCACCAUUUUUAAGAUCUUGUAUUUAUGAUUUUUAAUUGGUUGUACAGUUGAUUCCUCACAUUGCAUUUAAAACCAGUGUUUUGAGGUUGGGAUUUUGUACAUGAAGGUUCAUUAGUCAUGGCUUUGGUGCAGUAAAUCAGUGUUGUCAGUGUACUGUGCAUGGUUUGCUGGAACACAUGCAAUGGUGCAAUAUUCAUUUCUGCCAUUUGCUGCCUCACAGAACACGGACAUGUCACUUAGAAACCCAGGUUUAUUAUUAGCAUGUGCUGCAGAUGGAACAUAGUGUUUAUGGUAAAUCUAAUGUGGAAUAGAUUAUUUAUAAUUACAAGAAACCUCAAUUUGUUCUCAUUGUUUUGGCUUAAUAGUUUGUUAAAUGUUUGAGUGUGUAAGUCAAUUUCAUGUGUAGUUGCAGUGUGUACCAUCUGUCUGAAGCCUGUUGAUAUAUUGUUGCAAUGCUUGAUAUCUGUCGAAAAAAUAAAUACCUUAUGGACAAGA
Messenger RNA from Doryrhamphus excisus (bluestripe pipefish), 2581 nucleotides. Its product is annotated as antizyme inhibitor 1-like. Gene Ontology annotation, biological process: negative regulation of protein catabolic process; positive regulation of polyamine transmembrane transport. Gene Ontology annotation, molecular function: ornithine decarboxylase activator activity; ornithine decarboxylase activity. Gene Ontology annotation, cellular component: cytoplasm. Lineage: Eukaryota; Metazoa; Chordata; Actinopteri; Syngnathiformes; Syngnathidae. The record is from RefSeq and is a predicted model, not a curated record.